CCCCCGCGCUCCCGACGCCGCCGCCGCCGCCGCCGCCGCCGCCUCCCCUCCGCCUCCCCUCCGCCUCCCGGUGGCUCCUCGCUCUCCUUCCAUCUCUCACCCCCUCUCCCUCCGUCCCGUCCUCUUCGCUCCCCUCACCCCGCCUCUCUCCCCUUCCCCCAGCCCCUCCUCUCCUCACCCCACCCGGCCUCCCUCCCUCCCUCCCUCCCUCCGCCCGCCCGGCGCUCGCAGAGCUGACACCAGGGGGGCUCUCGAUGUAGCACCAUGACAGGCAUCGCCGCCGCCUCCUUCUUCUCCAAUACCUGCCGAUUCGGGGGCUGCGGACUCCACUUCCCCACCCUGGCCGACCUCAUCGAGCACAUUGAGGACAACCACAUCGAUACAGAUCCACGUGUUUUAGAAAAGCAAGAAUUACAGCAGCCAACAUAUGUUGCCCUCAGUUACAUUAAUAGAUUCAUGACAGAUGCUGCCCGCCGGGAGCAGGAGUCCCUGAAGAAGAAGAUUCAGCCAAAGCUCUCGCUGACCUUGUCCAGCUCUGUGUCUCGAGGGAGUGUGUCCACUCCGCCACGCCACAGCAGUGGAAGCCUUACUCCCCCUGUGACCCCACCCAUCACCCCCUCCUCUUCAUUCCGCAGCAGCACUCCAACAGGCAGCGAGUAUGACGAGGAGGAGGUGGAUUAUGAGGAGUCAGACAGUGAUGAGUCCUGGACAACCGAGAGUGCCAUCAGCUCCGAAGCCAUCCUCAGCUCUAUGUGCAUGAAUGGAGGAGAAGAGAAGCCUUUUGCCUGCCCGGUUCCCGGAUGUAAAAAGAGAUACAAGAACGUGAAUGGCAUAAAAUACCAUGCGAAGAACGGCCACCGAACACAGAUUCGAGUCCGCAAGCCAUUCAAAUGCCGGUGUGGGAAGAGUUACAAGACAGCUCAGGGCCUGCGGCACCACACAAUCAAUUUCCACCCCCCGGUGUCGGCUGAGAUGAUCAGGAAGAUGCAGCAAUAAUACGCUGGUCAUAACUGUGCCAAGAAAUCCUCACCAGCAGUUGCUGAUUUUGAAAACAGCCACCUUUUUUCAGGGGAAGCAUUCAGCAACCCUUUCAAGAAUUAAAUGCAUGCUUUAAAGUUUUCUGUAAUUUUGGAAUGAUGUAUCUUUGUAGAGUUAAUGAUUUUGUACAUUUGCACAUGUAAUCAUCAUACCCAUUUUCAUUACUUUGAUAUAAGGUGCUAAACAAAAAAGCGCUAGGUUCUUCAGCACAUUUCCCCCAAAACAAACUAAACCGGAGGGCAUGUUGCAUAUUGUUUAAUUGUAUUGCAGUGGCAUCAGCGGGGGAGGAGGGCUGGCAUGGAGGUGUUUUCCAGGUUGUAAUGUGAUUGAAAUUUUUCAACACAUCAACUCACAUAUGUUCAAAACCAAAAUACCUUCGUCAUCAAACUGGUUACCAUGCCUUACAUAAUGGAGUAUUUGUGAGUAGAAAGAGUUUAGGUAAUGGAGAUAUAAAGGAGAAUGUUUAACAUAAUAUGCUAAAAUAUUUUCAUAUUUAAAUAACAUGCAUAAAAGGUGUGCUUUUUGUGUUUUAUAUUACCUUGCAAAUCCUUUUGCCCUUUAAAAAGCUGAAAACCUUGCCAUCUGACUUACCAAUCACUUUAGUGUUACAAAUGGCAUUGCUGUAUUAAAAUAUUCUAUUCAGUUCACUUGUUAAUUUAACACACGCCCAUUGAGUGCCUGUGGGGUGCAAGGGAUUCAAUUUAUACCUACUGUUAUUUGUGGACCAAGAUACCAGUUUAGUAAAAAUACUUUUCCCUGAAAUCUAUUAGGAAACACUUUGAAAUACAAAGUGCAAAUUCUGCAUGUGAAGUUUAGCAGUAGCUUCGUCCUCACGUGAGGUUCUAAAGCACUUUGCAGUUCUCUAUUGCCAACAAUUUAAUGCUUAUGUGUUGCCAAUCCUUGCAACCACACUGUCCUAACGUACCUGUAGGUUGCAAAUCCUGUGGGUUAAAAAUUCUAAGCACGUUUUAAAGACAUUUUUGUGAAGACCCACUGCCUCCUCUUCAUGCUCACUGUUUUUUGAAACUUCUUUUAAAAGCACUUUUCUCACCACACUGUACAUAUCUGCAUAUCAUUGGAAAUGUCUGUUUAGCUUUAUAAAAACAUUUUGCUGAAAUAUGAAAAUGAGCCUUAUUGACAUUUAAGUGCUUCUUGCAGCAGGUGGUCAAAGAAAAGUGACUAAGAUGACCUGAUGAAAGCGACCUGCAUCUGGACCAUUCCUGGCGUUCUGCUCACCGACAGUACCAUCAUGCCUUGCGUGUUGUUUUCUCCCAAGUGCUAUUCCUUAAACACGAGUUUACCAGUUGCCUAAUUAUGCAAUAAAAUCGCUCCGAGACAGCUAACUGCCCAUAGUACAAACUGGUGAAAAGCAAACUCGAAUUUCCUAUGAAAUAACUUGCUUCCUGUGUUCCCAUUUGAUGAAAAGUCUUACACAUGGCUGGGAAGCAGGGAGUCCCUCCUCAUUUUUUCAGACAUUUUGAAAUGGUGACAGUUAAACAGAUGGGUAAGCUUCUUUAUUCUUAAGUUGUGGAUUCCUCACAGUGAGGAGGGAUUUUUUAGGUACUUAUAAAGACACUGCCUGCUAACUUUCCUCAGAUCUGUGAAGAGUGGUCUUGGUCCUGAAUUUAUGUUUAAAAGGGUGAUCCAGACUUAAGCCUAAGUCUAGUUGGUGCAUAAGGAGGCCCUACUUGGCUAUCUCAUAUUUACCUUCAGUUGACCAAAAAAGUUUUAGGCCAGCAAUUAUUAUUUAGCUUUGCUCCUUCUAGUGCAAGAAACUGCAGGCUGGAUCAGUAGUUGAACAGCUAAACAGUCAUAAAAUAGUCAUUGUGCAUGUUAAAUUUCUUUCAAUGAUAAUAAAACAAAUUCCAAUUUCUAUUUACUUACUUAUUCAUUGUAACAGUAUUACUAAACAGGUAUGGAUGGGAAUAUUUUGUUAUACCGUGUAUAGUGAAUGUAUCGUACCGUGUCUGUGAAAAUUGUGCUUUAAAUUAUAUUUUCAUAUGUUUUGUUGGGGACAGAGCACAUUAAGUUUGGAAGAAACAGAUUUUAGAACUGAAGGCAAGUUAAUCAAAAUCCUGUCAAGAAAAGCUGCUUAAAUAAGUGUAAAUGAAAUCACAUUUAAAAUAAACUGCCUCUGACCC
Messenger RNA from Castor canadensis (American beaver), 3179 nucleotides. RefSeq names its product JAZF zinc finger 1 (gene Jazf1). Gene Ontology annotation, cellular component: nucleus. NCBI's taxonomy places the organism in Eukaryota, Metazoa, Chordata, Mammalia, Rodentia, Castoridae. The record is from RefSeq and is a predicted model, not a curated record.